Myzus persicae (green peach aphid) is the source of this 3993-nucleotide messenger RNA. Its product is annotated as fatty acid synthase-like. The record is from RefSeq and is a predicted model, not a curated record. Gene Ontology annotation, molecular function: oxidoreductase activity; phosphopantetheine binding; fatty acid synthase activity. The transcript has 20 exons. Lineage: Eukaryota; Metazoa; Arthropoda; Insecta; Hemiptera; Aphididae. The annotation marks the transcript as partial. Gene Ontology annotation, biological process: fatty acid biosynthetic process.
GAUCAUUCAAACGACUAUAUAGUGCCCAAUUUUGUAGAAAAAAGUUCUGGAUCAGAUGAUAAUGAAGUCGAAAUUGAUAUAAAAAUUGAUCAAGAUAAAUAUUUAAUCGGUCAUACUGUUGAUGGACGUGUAUUAUAUCCAGCAGCAGGAUAUAUUACAUUAGUAUGGAAAGCUUUCGCAAAGUUGCAAGGAAAAUGGUUUGAAGAUGUUCCAGUAACUUUCCGAAAUAUAAAAUUUCUUAAGCCUACCGUCCUAAAUACUGAGGGCACAGUUAAGUUCAACAUAAACAUUUUUCAUGGAUCUGGCGAGUUUGAGCUAUUAGAAGGAGGGACCAUAACAGUUUCUGGUUGUGUAAAACUAUUAACCAAACAGUAUGCAGAAAAUCAAUUGGAACAUCUUACACCCAUUUCGGAACAAAUGGAUUUGAAAGCUGACGAUUUUUACAAGGAGUUGAGACUUCGUGGAUAUCAGUAUAAAGAUGAAUUUUUAGGUUUUAUAGAAGCAAACAGUGAAGGUUCAAAAGGUAAAGUUGCGUGGACCGGAAAUUGGGUAUCGUAUAUCGAUACCCUUUUACAAUUUGAACUUAUAUCUAUCAAAACCAGGGAACUACGUUUACCAACUUACAUUAAAGAAGUUAUAAUUGACCCCGUGUACCAUAAACAAGUAGCUAAGGGAUCGACAGACACUAAAGACAUUGAAGUUAACUAUUUUGGUUAUGCUAAAACAACGCAAUCGGGUGGGGUCACUAUUUCAAAUUUGAAAGUGACGCCUGCUCCUUUAAAAAAGAAUGCACAACUUCCAGCCACUCUGGAACGUCACACAUUUAUUCCGUACACGGAUACAUCGAACGAUUUAACUACGAAAGAAGUUCUUUACUCUUUGAUUGGUUUAUUCAUGGAAAACAUAGGAGUACACUACGUUAAAGCAGCAGAAGUACACAACAAGAGCGUAUUGGCAUUUGACAUUGUUCAGAUAAUUGAAGCAGAAGCCAAUUUUUAUGUGGACUAUACCGUUCUUUCGAACAAACCAGUUGACAUCGAACAAAGCAAACUAUCGUCAUUAGAUAUUGAGAUUGUUGACUUUAAUAUCCAAAAUGAAUCGUUACCUGAUGGAUACCACUUGAUAGUUGCCCACGAUGUUCAGUUUGAUGCUACUUUAUUGGGUAAAAUUUCUGCGGCUUUAGCUCCAAGAGGAUUUGUUCUUUUGGUUGAAAACAUAUCUGCUAUUGCCUCGUCAACACUGAAAUCAUAUAAUCUCCAAACAGUGACUGUUAUUGAAAACGAAAAUAAGAAGUACUUCCUCCUGAAAAAACUUUCUCCUAAAUACGAGUACACAAUUUUGAAUAUCGAGGAUGAACAGUUUUCAUGGGUGGAAUCUUUGCAAAAGCAACUAGCUGAUAUUAAAGAAAAUACAAACAAAAAAGUUGUAGUUUAUAGUGAUAAAAAUAUCAAUGGUGUUCUCGGUCUGUCUAAAUGUUUAGUCGAAGAAUUUAGUGGUGAAGAAAAUCCCAUUAGAUGUAUUCUGACAGAGUCUGGCAAAAACUAUACUUUGAAAGAUUUUGCCCCCCUGCUUGAUAUCGAUUUGUUCUUCAACGUGGAAAGAUCUGGAAUUUGGGGAUCCUAUAGACAUUUACCAAUUGAUGUAAAACUUGCUACAAAUAUUCAAACUGCUGAUGCUAAAGUAUCGGUGCUUUCCAAAGGUGAUCUGACAACACUUCAAUGGGUCCAAUCUUCAAAAUAUUCCAACAGUUAUGACGGCAGUGAUUCCAUAAAAAUAUCAUAUGCUGGUGUUAACAAUGUCGAUUUAGCAUCGGUUUCUUCCAUGAAAACUGACUUUGGAGUAGAAUUUUCCGGUAUCAAGUCAAAUGGUCAAAAGAUAAUGGGGUUGGUCAAGACUGGUGCUUUAUCAACGACAGUCAAUCAGAAAAAUGCUAUUGUAUGGAAUGUACCAUCAAACUGGACUCUGAGAGAAGCCGCCACUGUCCCAUACUCUUACUAUGUGGCCACCUACGCUUUAAUACACAAAGGAAAUUUAUCGGAAUCCAAAAAUGUUUUGGUAUUUAUUAGUGAAAAUAGUGUAAACUAUGCAGCUAUUUCAAUUGCAUUAUCUCUCAAGUGCAAAGUGUUUGUCGUAGCUGAAACUAAUGAACAACUUGAAGUUAUUAAAGCCAACUACCCAGAAGUGAGUCAGGUUUCAACUACAAAGUUUGAUUCAAAAUUCAUUCACACGGUAUCAAAGUUAACUCUAAAUCAAGGAGUUGAUUAUGCUAUUCUAUCCAAAUAUUGUUCCAGUCGUCUGCCAGAACUGCUUGCCGAUGAAGCGAAAAUUAUCAUCACCGAAAAUACAGAUGUUUCAGUUUUAUCAAAUUCUCCAAGUGGAUUUGGAGUUGUAUCAGCCAAAUUUGACGAUAUUCCUAUUUUGAAUAAUUCGUGUGUUGACAGUAUUUAUUCAUUCAUUGAAUCGAGAAUAAAACUUGAUGUCAUAAAACCUCUGCCGUUCACUAUAUACCAAUAUUCUGAUGUCGAGUCUGCUUUCAGAUCAUACGCAAAUAAUAAGACUGGAAACAAGAUAAUCGUUGAAGUGACCGGGGAGUCUCCGAGAUUGAACUUUGCAGCAUACCGACGGGUGUACUUUGAUCCCAGCAAAAGUUACAUACUUUCAGGUGGUCUUGGUGGAUUCGGAAUGGAACUUACUGAAUGGGCUGUCGAACGGGGGGCGAGAAAUAUUAUUCUCUGCUCUCGGAGUGGAAUUCAAACUGGAUACCAGAAAUAUAGAGUGAAUAUUUGGAAAAACCAAAAUAUCAAAGUGGAAAUCAGCACAUUCGACCUGACUACAUUGUCGGGAGCUAAGAAUACUGUAGCAUUAGCCCUCAGCUUAGGACCACUUGGUGGAAUUUUCAACUUAGCCGGGGUUUUGAGAGACGGAAUAUUUGAAAACCAAACAGUUGCCAACUUCCAGACUGUGUACAACAGUAAAGUCUUAACUACUAAAUAUUUAGACGAAGCAUCGGAAGGCGCUAGCAAAGAUUUGGAAUAUUUCGUCACAUUUUCGUCCAUUUCGUGUGGCCGGGGCAACAGAGGGCAAACCAAUUACGGUUAUGCAAACUCUAUCAUGGAGAGGAUUUCAGAGCAAAGACAAAAACGAGGUUUGCCGGCGCAAUCUAUCCAAUGGGGAGGCAUCGGGGACGUCGGAAUGGCUUAUCUAUUAACUCGUGGGAACGAAGAAAAAGAAAUCAAUGGAACUCUGGCCCAAAAAAUAUCGUCUUGUCUAGCGGCGUUGGAUACAUUAUUAACACAAAGUUCAGCAGUCGUUGCUUCACAUGUGAUACCAACCAAAAGAAAACUGACAGAAAAUUCGAAAUCACAAUCGCUCACAGAGAUCGUUUCCGGAAUUAUGGGGAUUCAAGAUCCGCUUUCAGUUAAGCCUGCAUCUACCUUAGCUGAUUUAGGAAUGGAUUCCUUGAUGGGAGUUGAUAUCAAACAGAAGAUUGAACAAUUAUUCGAACUGUCUUUGAAUAAUACACAAAUUCAACAGCUGAAGUUUAGUGAAUUGGAUAACUUGGGUGCCAAAUGAAAUCUUAUUAACACAUCGUGUUCGUCAUUGUUAAAGAACUACAUUUUCGAAUGAGUUUCGAUUUAUCGUAACUAUUAUAAUGUAGCUUAUAUUUUAAGACUUUAUUUAACUUAAAAGUGACUUGAGUAAAUAUAGGAAUUGAUAAUAUGAAAUCUUAAUGGGCCUCCUACGAACAGAAAAUACAGUAUACACUAUAGUACUAUACACUAUGUAUCUAUUAUAUAAGUAAUGUACCUUAAUAGAGAAUAAUUUGUUGGGGGCAUGGCACAGCAAGGGGACUAGAUCGCCGGGUGUCCACAAUAGUAUUUUAUCCUAAGUUAUAAACUAUAAUUGGUACUUUUUUUUUAAAUUAAAAUUUUUAUAUUUACUUACUUACUUUUUAGUGUUUUCUAUUUAAUAUGUAUGAUUAAGACUGCGAAU